AUGAUAUCGAUACCCCAAACUACCAGCUUCAUACUCGCGUUAGCGACACUACUAGAGACUGCACUAGCAUCAGACAAUGGCCUCGCUCUCACGCCUCAAAUGGGCUGGAACACAUGGAACACCUUCGCCUGCAACAUAAACGAGGACACGAUCCUCGGAGCCGCAAAGGCUCUCAAGAAACUCAAACUCGAUGAAUACGGUUAUCAUUAUGUUGUAAUGGAUGAUUGUUGGUCAUUACAUCAGCGAAAUGCUACAGGAUAUCUCCAAUACGACCCUGUCAAGUUUCCAAAAGGAAUCAAACACUUGGCAGACGAAAUUCACGCGUUGGGACUUGGAUUCGGGAUGUACUCUUCCGCUGGAAGAUACACUUGCGGCCGAUACCCCGGUAGUCUUAACUUCGAAGAGAAAGACGCGGAUUUGUUCGCUGAAUGGGAGGUCGAUUAUCUGAAAUAUGAUAAUUGCCAUAAUGAGGGGCAAAGCGGUACACCAUUGAUAAGCUACAACAGAUAUGAAGUCAUGAGUAGGGCGUUGAAUAAAACCGGAAGGCCGAUAUUAUACAGCAUGUGCAAUUGGGGUGAAGAUUCGCCAUGGGAUUGGGCGCCCACGAUCGCGAACAGCUGGCGUAUGAGUGGAGAUAUUGUCAAUGUCUUCGAUAGAUAUGAUGAUCGUUGCCCUUGUGAUGACUACAUCUGCAGACUACCGGGCCAUCACUGCUCUAUCAUGAACAUCAUCAAUAAAGCAGCACCACUGGGCCAAAAAGCACAUACUGGAGCAUGGAAUGAUUUGGAUAUGUUGGAAAUCGGGAACGAUAACCUAGACUACGAAGAACAGAAGUUGCACUUCUCAAUCUGGGCUAUGGUUAAAAGCCCUCUCAUCAUGGGGCAUGACAUCAUGCAUACUUCAAAGCAGACACUAGAGAUCCUCACGAACAAAGAUAUCAUUGACCUAAGCCAAGGAAACUGGGGCGUGGCGUAUCGAUCCUACAAAAAGGAACAUUCACAGCUGUGGCUUCAGGACUCAAAAGACAAGAGUGGGAAUAUUGUCGUUGCUCUCAUAAACAACGGGGAUAAAGACGACGAUUUUAGCAUUCAUUUCGAAGAUAUCUUUCUGGAUGAAUGGGAUAGAAGAAAGGUGGGGUACCAAGUGACAGACCUGUGGACAAAGGAGGAUUUAGGAGUUGUAAAGCACAAACUUAAGGUCAAAGUUAAGCGCCAUGGUAUUUUCGUGGGGAAACUAGCAUUUGCCGGCGAUCCAAAUGUGAAGCCAAAGGUCAAAAAAUACCACGCAGAACCUGAUGAGCUUUAA
Orbilia oligospora ATCC 24927 is the source of this 1305-nucleotide messenger RNA. RefSeq lists its product as uncharacterized. Gene Ontology annotation, molecular function: alpha-galactosidase activity. The record is from RefSeq and is a predicted model, not a curated record. Bases 1 to 1305 code for a protein of 434 amino acids. The transcript has 3 exons. Lineage: Eukaryota; Fungi; Ascomycota; Orbiliomycetes; Orbiliales; Orbiliaceae. Gene Ontology annotation, biological process: carbohydrate metabolic process.